Molecule: messenger RNA, 3000 nt
Organism: Dromiciops gliroides (monito del monte)
Lineage: Eukaryota; Metazoa; Chordata; Mammalia; Microbiotheria; Microbiotheriidae
Gene: ANKDD1A
Product: ankyrin repeat and death domain containing 1A
Exons: 15
Coding region: 239-1765 (508 amino acids)
Biological process (GO): signal transduction
Molecular function (GO): protein binding
Source: RefSeq, a predicted model, not a curated record
CCCCGCCCCUCCCAGUACGCAGCACUGGCAAAGCUGCCCCUCCCGGGUUCCCGAUCGGAGAGCGCCCAGCUCCAGCCAUUCCUGCGGGCCAUUGUCCCCAGCCCAGGCUCGAUCCAUCGGGCUCCGCUUCUCUCUCGCUGCUGACAAGGCCAGGGAGCUGAGCAUUAAGCGGGGCGGAGGGGGCGGGGGGGCUGGAGCUGAGGCGGUGGAGGCAGGCGUCGGCAGCGUCACUGGGGGCAUGGAGGAGCAGCUAGCCUUGGAACAUGACUGUCUGCUUCCUACGGAGAGACAGUUCCAUGAGGCAGCUCGACAGAACAACAUUGGAAGGAUGAAAGAAUUGAUUGGAAUGGGGGUCAAUAUCAGAGCCAAAAACAACGUGGGCAGGACGGCCCUGCACUGGGCUGCCGGGGCUGGGCAUGAGCAAGCCGUGAGACUGCUCCUGGAGUCUGAAGUGUCUGUGGAUGACAAGGACAUGUUUGGGAUGAACGCACUGCUUCUCUCUGCCUGGUUUGGCCACCUAAGGAUCCUACAGCUGCUAGUCAACUCAGGGGCCAAGAUCAACUGUGAGGACAAGAAUGGUCUGAAUAUACUGCACUGUGCAGCUCAAAGGGGCCAUGUACAUGUGCUGGAGUUUGUAAUGGAAGAUUUAGAGGAUGUGUGCCUUGAUCGAAUUGAUAAGCUGGAUCGGACAGCUUUCCAUUUGGCGGCCGAGCACGGGCAGCUUGACACUCUGGACUUCUUGAUUGGCUCUGGCUGCAACCAUUGCAUGAAGGACAAGGUGGGGAACACAGCCCUCCAUCUGGCAGCGAAGAAUGGCCACUGUUCUGUGCUCCAGAGGAUCAUAGAGAUUGGACUGGACCUAGAGGAGAAGAAUGCAGAAGGCUUGACUGCACUGCAUAUGGCAACCGAGGGAGGCCACUUGAACUGUGUGCAGCUCCUGAUUCAGGCUGGCAGUGAGGUCAACACCCAGACCCAGAAACAAAUGAAUUGCCUUCACUAUGCUGCCCUUCACGGCUUUGAUGACAUCGCUCAAGCUCUCAUUGAUGCCGGGAUCAGUAUAGAUGCUGCAAAUCAUCAAAAUGCAUCUCCCAUCCACAUCGCAGUGCUGAACAACUUCCCUUCUGUAGUCAGACUCCUCAUUGAGGCGGACAUCGAUCUUGACGUCAUCGACAAUAGGCAACAGACGCCCCUCCACAUUGCUGCUGAGAAUUCGAGACAAGACAUAGCAGAAAUGAUCCUCCUUGCAGGGGUGAACUUAAACUUAACAGAUAAGCAAGGAAAAACAUCACUGGAUGUUGCUGCCCGUGGCAACCACAUUAGCUUGGCAGAUAUGAUCAUAAAAGCAGAUCGAUUUUACAAAUGGGAACAGGACAACCUCAGAACUGACUCUGACUCUUGGGCUGUGAAACCUUUAACCUUUAAGCAGGACCAUGGGGUGGAAACCCAGCACAUCCGCUCAGUAAUGUGGCGCUUGGCCACCAAAUACCUCAAGCACAACGACUGGAAGAAGCUGGCGCAUUACUGGAAGUUUACUGAUGCACACAUUCGUGCUAUUGAACAGCAAUGGGCAGGCACCAAGAGCUAUCGGGAACACGGUCACCGAAUGUUGCUCAUUUGGCUCCACGGUGUAAUCAUGGCAGCUGAAAACCCCAACAAAGGACUCUAUGAAGGGCUCGUGGGAAUUGGCAGAAGAGACCUCGCUGAAAGCAUCAGAAAGAAAGCAAAUGCAGACUCCAGCUCCUCCAAGAAGUGUACAAUGAUGUGACCUGAGCCAGAGUGGGCUGGGUGGAGCAGCCCUCCAGAAGGUGGCUACCAUUUUGGGAACUCUUUGCCGCCAUUUCUCAUUGAACCCAGAACCUUGAGACCAGCAGCAGGGAAGUCCCAUGCUAGUAGUCCCUUUCCUAAGGGUCUAUGCAAUAAUUUGUUCUAGGUCUCCUUGGAAGCCAGUCACAGCUGCACAAACAGCUGGACACACUGGGCUUUAGGAUCACACAAAAUUGUUCACUUUGGUUCAAAAUUGUUCACUGCUGUCUGCUUACCCCACAGCUAUUACUAUUUAAAAGCUGGUUUGUUUAUUUUAUAAAGUUUGGAAAGGAGUACAUUCCUUGUUAAUUGCAACUUAAGCGUAAUGCUUUCCUGAGUUUUGCUAAAAGACGACUGGCCAGGACAGUUUGCUAUAAAUUCUCAAGUGUCACAGAUAAUAAGGCUAGAAAAAAAAAUCACAAAUGCCAUUUUGAAUCUACCAGCUCCAACAGUUUUUUUUUUUUUUUUUUGGAGGGGCAAUGAGGGUUAAGUGACUUGCCCAGGGUCACACAGCUAGUAACUGUCAAGUGUCUGAGGCUGGAUUCAAACUCAGGUACUCCUGAAUCCAAAGCCAGUGCUUUAUCCACUGUGCCACCUAGCUGCCCCUGGCUCCAACAUUUUAAGAAAAUCAGAGCUGCACAAUGUAAGAAUUUAGAAAUGGGGUCUUAAAAUUAAAUAUGUCCAAUUUUUGCUUUUUUGCAUAAUAGCUCCACAGAGGGAGAUUAAGGGGAUUACUUUUUAGGAAAGUAAAUACAUUGGCAACUAGUUAACCUUUUUUCUACUUGCAGAGUUGCCCAUUAAGGCAAAGGUCCAGAGAAGGGGAAAAAAAAAUCAGGGCUUGAAAGAAUCUUCAAGGAAUAAUCUAGUUCAAACUCUCCAUUCCCUUUUUAUAAACAUAUGAAGAAAAGGAUCCUAUGGCUAGUUAGCAGAGCUGGGACCCUCCAAGUCACCUGUAGUUGUGAGAAAAGUAUGUUCCCUCAUAUGUGGCACUCCCCCCAAUACAAAAAGACCCCUGGAUGAAACAGGGAGGGGCUGAAGGCAAGCAUGUGGUUCUGCCUUGAGUACUGGCCAUGUAACCACAUUCAGACACAGAGCUCUCUGGGCUAUGUGCAUUAUUAGACAGCACCUAGAAUCAUAGGGGAUUCCGAUAUCCUAGUAAGAUGAAUUUUACAAAUCAAGUUUUCUAACUUUUUAAAA